GCUAUUUCUGAACAGCUCGCUUUUAUCUAUCCUUGAGUCACCUUCACAUUUCAUGUGCUCAGCAUGGUAUGUUGUAAUCUCUUAUUACUGACCCCGCUGGUCUUUCCUUGAAGCCUGUUGAAGGAAUCUGAUGUAAAUGGAGCCUGUUGUGCUGCUGUAUUUGCUCUUUUGUUCUCUGCUUCCCAAGAAAAUGUCCCAUUUAGCUGUAGCAAGUGAAAUUGCAUAGUUCCGUGUGUGUGUUUUGUCCCUGCUAAUCUGAUAUGUGACGCCACCUGAAAGGUGUUUGAAAAGUUUCCAGAGCCUGCAAAUCUAAAGACUGAGCUUUAGUAAAUCAAUGAGGUCAUCUUGGGGACGGUGUGGCAGUAAAUUUGAGAGGAUUUUGUGGCCUCUUACCCACUCUGUGAUCACUCAUUUCAAAUGUCAAUAUAGUUGAUCCCUCAGCAGAUGAUUGAUAUCAGAAGAUCAUGAGAGCAGAGUUGGACGUGGGAAGUAUUUACAACAGAGGCUAAAAAAGACAGUUAUAAAAGACACAUAAUGCUUGCAAUUAUGCUCUAAUAUUGCUGCCCACCUAUGUGGCCUGAACACCUGAAUGGUAUCUGCUGUAUUUAUAUUUCAAGAGGUGCCUUGACUUUACAUUGUUAUUCAAACCCUAUGACGUUCUGGAAGUCCAACAUUUUUUUCCUAGUUCCUAGAAACAGCUAAAUUAAACAUGAGCUAUAUGAGUUAGUUCAACGGAGUUCACAACAAAGUCUCACAGUCACUGUACUGUACGUCAGGGGCGUGCACAUGAUUAUAGAGGGGCAGGGGCUCAGUCAGAAAAGGGCAGUAUGUGCACGGGCUAUGCGCACGCAAAUUAAUAACAAAGCCUUAAUUACACAAUAUGUAGAUUAAUUAAUGUAAAAUGAAUUUUCUUGACUCCAAAUCGACUUCAGAACCUUUAUUGUUGCAGUACUGUUUGUGAUCGCUGACAUAGUAUGUAAUAACGUAUUGCUCCCUCUCGUGCCUUCACCCCGUCAGCUGGAAGAGAAGAGGUUUUUCAUUUCUCUUCACCUGCUCCAACAAAGUCUAGUCACUGAAUGGCUCACACAUCCACAGCCCAGCAUCUCCAGUGCUGCUCAUAAUGGCCCCCCUCCUCCUUUUCUCCCACUCACCCUUCUCCCCGUCUCCCUGGACUCAUGCUCCGCCUGAGCUUUUCAACCAAAGCACCACCGGAUUAUCCCAUAUUUCAUUGAGAAAAGCACCCACACACACACACACAGUCUGUUUCUGCUGCACAGCGUCGUGAGCUGGAGGAUCUCUGAUCACACAUACUGUAAAUGUGACCUGCUCCUCUUCUGCUUGGCGGGCAGACAUUAUAAAUGAACCAGAGGGGAGGUGGGGAUGAGAGGGAGAGGAGCGGGGCUGGCUGCUGAAGGAGCUCACGUGUCUGUUUUUUCCUAGCUGCAGCUUUAGCCGCUGUUAAUGGAGGACUGGGGUGUAUGAGGAGCGUCACUCUGCUGCAGACCGCUACAGCCUGAAGCCAUCCUGCCAAAUCCACAACCAUGUCUGGAGCCUACGACGAGUCCGCCAGCCAGGAGGAGAGCUGCACAGACAGUUUCUGGGAGGUUGGGAACUACAAACGCACAGUGAAGCGUAUAGACGAUGGUCACCGGCUCUGCAAUGACCUGAUGAAUUGUAUCCAGGAGCGUGCCAAAAUAGAGAAAGCGUACGCGCAGCAGCUGACUGAGUGGUCGAAGAGAUGGAGACAGCUGGUGGACAAAGGGCCUCAGUACGGCACGGUCGAGCGAGCCUGGGUGGCGGUGAUGACAGAGGCGGAGAAGGUGAGCGACCUUCACCAGGAUGUGAAAAACAGCCUGAUGAAUGAGGACUUUGAGAAGGUGAAGAACUGGCAGAAAGACUCGUACCACAAACAGAUGAUGGGAGGAUUCAAGGAAACCAAAGAGGCGGAUGAGGGCUUCAAAAAGGCUCAGAAACCCUGGGCCAAAAAGCUAAAAGAGCUUGAAGCUGCAAAAAAGUUGUAUCACAUGGCCUGCAAAGAGGAGAAGCUGGCCUCCACCAGAGAGGCCAACAGUAAGGCAGAGGCCUCUGUGACCGCCGACCAGCAGAAGAAGCUGCACGAGAAAUUGGACAAGUGCAAACAGGAUUCACAGAAAGCAAAGGAGAAGUAUGAGAAGGCUCUGGAUGAGCUGAGUUACUGCACCCCUCAGUACAUGGAAAACAUGGAGCUGGUGUUCAACCAGUGUCAGCAGUUUGAAGAGAAGAGGCUGAGCUUCCUCAGAGAAGUGCUGCUGGAUGUCAAACGCCACCUCAACCUCACAGAGAACCAAAGUUAUGCAACAGUAUACAGAGACCUGGAACGCACCAUCACAUCGGCCAGUCCACAGGAAGACCUGAAGUUGUUCAACAACAUCCAUGGCCCCGGCAUGCACAUGAACUGGCCACAGUUUGAGGAGUACAACCCAGAACUUGCCCACAGCAUCAACAAGAAAGAAAAGUUAAAGAAGGGCAAUGACGCCAUCACGCUGACUCAGGUCACAACAGCAGGAGAUAAUGCUCAAGCUGUGGACCGCGGCAGCGUCAGCAGCUACGAGAAGAACCAGGCGCUCACAGCCUCCACAGAGUGGUCUGACGAGGACCAGGCGGCCGUGAACUCGGGCAACGACACCAACGGAGGCCCGAACCCGUUCGACGAAGAUGCCGGCUCGGGCGUGAGAGUGAGAGCGCUGUAUGACUAUGAAGGACAAGAGCAGGACGAGCUCAGCUUCAGAGCAGGGGAUGAGCUGACGAAGCUGGAGGAGGAGGACGAGCAGGGCUGGUGUAAAGGUCGUCUAGACAGCGGCCAGCUGGGACUCUACCCGGCCAAUUACGUGGAGCCGAUCUAACCAUUCCAGCUGUGAACCCUCCGAUCAUAACUGCACAUUGCCAGAGACUCAAAAAGCAGAGCUUUGUCGUCCUCUCGGGCACAAGGAGCUGUCGUCAUCACAGACAAGAUGUUACUGAACAAAAUCACCCCCCAGAUACUACAAGCAAAAAUAUUUUGUUUCUUUUGUGUGAAGCUGUGUUUGAUUUCAGCUGCGACGCUAACAUGCCAUACGAUAUAUUCUUUCAUCCUCAUAUUGAUAUGGUAUCGUCAGUUGUGCCUGGAUAGCGAGAAUGAGCCAUGGAUUAUUGUGCAUUUCAUGUAUAUAUUCUAUUCUCUCCUUUUUUUUCUUCUUUUUUUUGUACAGUUGUUUUCUCAUUAAAUUCAGUGUUUUCCUCCUUUGUAACAUAUAAUUACGUUUAGCCUCGCAAGCAUAGUUGACAUUGUUGGGAAAUGUCGCCCUGAGCGUUUGAUGAAGAUGAAGAUACGUACUGCUCUCAUUUCUGUGUAAUACGAAUGAAACCAGAGCCAGGAGCGGGUUAGCGUAGCUUAGCAUCAAGCCUGGGAGCAGCAGGGGAAGUCGGUCUUCAGCAUCAGAACAAACAAAAAAAUAAGCAUUUCUCUCAAAAUGUUGAACUAUACCUUAGAAAGAUGUUUUCACAGCACACCACUGGAUUUUAAAAGAAAUGUCCCUCAGCAGAGCGUCUCUUAAAAAAGGAAAUACAUCCUCUUUGUUUACAUUAAAGCUGCGGUCUGUCAGUUUGUAAGUUUCACUAAGGGCCAGGUUCAUGCGCUCUGCGUCUGUGGACGGAUAUGCACACAGUUCUGCGUCAGUGUAUUAUUUCUCAAUCUCAUCUUCAUCUCAUUCCCGUAGCAGGGAUUUCACACUUUGAGUUCACUCUCUUUUGUAUUUCCUUGUAUUCUUUGUGUCAGUACCGGCAGAUUUCCUCACAUAACCUCAGGCAAGUUUCCACGGGUACUGUCGUCUCUGUUAACGUGUCCGAGUAUUAUAUAUGCGGAGGAGAAAAUCCAUUUAUUGGCCAUGUGCGCCUGACUCCGCCUUCGUAGGUGGCGCUGUAUCUCUCUAUAAGCUAGUGCGUAUUGAAUCAUUGAAUCAGCCUCCUGUUGACCUUUACGUCACAGAAAAACAAAACGGCGUGAUGGAUGGUGAGAUGGAUUGUGCUGGACUAAAGACUGGGGAGGAAAUGUUGGUGCAUUGCACAGAACGCCAAGUCCACUAAAGUCCGACUGAACGUAUUCAUGCAGGAGUAAUCAGACUAUGAAUCGUAUUAUCCAGGUGUGUUAGUCCGACUAAGACUAGCACGGUUUUAGUCGGACUAACGUGUUUUUACGUGACAUCAAUUAAACACAAUUAUUGUCUUAGUCCGACUAAAAUCGGACUUAAAAUCGGACUUUUAAGUCGCACUGAGUGAAGUUUGGUGGCACGUUGGUCUCUGAUCUGGUGUAUCGUGAAGUCUGCGGUCGUACACUGAAGCAGCACAGCAGGGUGUGUGAGGGUAGGACGGUUGGUUCGGGACAGACAGGUUCACCAGCCAAUCAGUCCAUGGGGCUUGACUGAAAGGAUUGGUCAGGUUUAUUACAGUAUUGCGAUGACUACUGGCACCGUUUUGUUGUUUUAUUUGUUUAUUUAUUCAUUGACGCUAUCAGGAUGUAAAGAGGAGAUUUUUAAAAAAAGUGUUCCAGAAACAGACGCUAGUUUCGACCUCCUCUCUCAUCGACAACAAUGUGCCUGUCAUACCUCGUCAGUGAAUAAUCUUAAUAACGUAGACGCCAUGACAGAUAUACACUCGCCGUGCUUUUGACAUCAGCGUCAUCUCACAUGUGAGGGUUUUAAAUCUUUUUGAAAUUCCUGCUCUGAAUGAGACUUGUUUACCAUGACUGUGUGUAUUAUCAUCAGCUUCCUGCUCUUGUCUCUGUGAUUAUGUGCAUGCUGAUGCUCCAAACACUGUGUAGCGCUCUGAUCUGAACCGAUCCAGUGCAUGGCCUCAGUUUGUUUCCACCAGAUUACUGACAGAUUUUUGAAUUGAACUAAAUGUUCUAUGAGGACAAUGAUGAUGAUGAUGAUGAUAAUGCCAUUGAUUUGAAUUGCAUAACGCUGUUAAUCAGUUUCACUGUGUGCUAAAAUGCAGUAUGUAUAAUAUUUAUUUGGUUUUAAUCAGAAAAGCUAAAUCAAACCUUUUCUUAAAUGAAUAAAUAAAUAAAUAAGGAUUAAGGAGACAUGCGUGUGGCAGUGAGCCACGUGUUAUACGAGACUGGUUUGUUACUCCUGGUAACCACUAGUGUUGGUGAAUACUACACCUGGUGGAUGAAGAGGACGGGUGUUCUCUUACUGAUGCAGACAGAGAAAGCUGCAGAAAGAGGAUCCGUCUCUGAAAUAUUGAUGAGACCAUAACUGCCUUUCCUGCUGCAACAAACAAGGAGAGAAGCAUCUCUGGUUCAAGCUUCUAUGUGCUUUUUUUUGAAGUUUUGCUCUUGUAAACGCUGGAUUAUGAGAGUUCAUUUCAUUUCACAGAGUGGGUGAAAAGGGAAAAUGAAAAGAAAUGCCUUAUUAAAACCUUCCACCCUGCUGCUCCAAAGACUCUGGGAAAGUGACACAGUGAAUGAGAGCUUCUGAAUCUGACUCCAGUUCAUCCUGCUCAGUUAAGAAAGAGGCAGCAUGCAGGUAUUUAACUCUAUUUGAAAUGGAAUGGGACCGUUUACAAAGAGAAGCACGAACGUAAAGCUCCAGUCGCAGUGUCCACCAAAACUCCUGGAUGUUAAAGAUCAUAUUUUUAAGAAAAAUGCUCUUUUUGUUCCUGUCCUUUGCUCAUGCUGAAAACAUUUUUGUCUACAGGGCUUUCUCUCUCUCUCUCUUUUUUUUUUUUAUUUUUUAGCAUAGUGCUGUAAUUUCAAAACUGUAGUGCCUGUUCAUCUGCAUAAGCAAGAAUAAACAAUGUCAUCAGAAAA
Messenger RNA from Solea solea (common sole), 5827 nucleotides. It is a transcript of the gene pacsin1b, whose product is annotated as protein kinase C and casein kinase substrate in neurons 1b. The coding region runs from base 1542 to 2882 and encodes 446 amino acids. The transcript is spliced from 10 exons. Gene Ontology annotation, cellular component: plasma membrane; endosome; cytoplasm. The record is from RefSeq and is a predicted model, not a curated record. Lineage: Eukaryota; Metazoa; Chordata; Actinopteri; Pleuronectiformes; Soleidae. Gene Ontology annotation, biological process: regulation of endocytosis; neuron projection morphogenesis; cytoskeleton organization. Gene Ontology annotation, molecular function: protein binding; phospholipid binding.